This is a messenger RNA of Tachyglossus aculeatus (Australian echidna), 1897 nucleotides long. RefSeq names its product DEP domain containing 4 (gene DEPDC4). The record is from RefSeq and is a predicted model, not a curated record. Gene Ontology annotation, biological process: intracellular signal transduction. NCBI's taxonomy places the organism in Eukaryota, Metazoa, Chordata, Mammalia, Monotremata, Tachyglossidae.
GAAGGGAGGAAGAGAGCUUUUGUCCAAUGUGUCAUUUUCCAGGAGGGUCCGGGCCUUUUCAAGCCACUCAGCUGUGGAACGGGGUCAUCCGGGCUCUUCAGACCCAGGUGGAAACCAAAAGCAGGCGGCAGCGCCUGCGGACCCACCGGGACUGCUUCACCGGGGCCGAAGCGCUUAGUACAGUGCUCUGCACAUAUCACCUGAUGCAGAAGAAGGCCCCCGGCCCAAGUGACCUCUCCCGCCUCAAGGGAGCCCGCCUCUGCCAGGCCCUGAUGGAGCAGAGGGUCUUUGAACCCGUUGGAGCGAAGCUGUUCGGAAGUGACGGAGCGCUGGACUUCGAAGACACCGACAGGAGCCUUUACAGGUUUCCAGACAACAGCAGCCCUCCUAGCCUGGGGGAAAAAAAUAGAGAUGUCGAAAAUGUGGCACCUGAGGGAAAAGAAGCAAAGAGAGAGGCCAGAAUUGAAGCGGAAACAAUAAGCAAUCCUUUAGCACAAGAAAUGAGUGAUAUAGGAAUAGAAGACUUUAUUCAAAGGGCAAACGGGAAUGCAAAUUUACAUGCAAAUAUCAAGGUGAAUAAGUCGGUCCGCCUGUUUCCCAAAAAAGUUAUGGAAGAAAUCUGGAAACAUCAAACACUGUUACGGCUUCUUCAGUUAAUUCACCUUCCUUUUCUGGAAGGUGUUUUGGAGUCUCCCAUCGAAAGACAAAACCCUCAGUUGAUCAGAGACGAUGAUCUUAUAAUCUCUAACACUUUUCUGGACAGGGAAGUUACCCUGGGCUUAAAUUUGCCCGUUACUGACAAAAGGCUUAGUGCCGCAAUUGAAUGUUUGGAAUAUUUCCCCGACCAGCUGAUUGUGAUGACUAGCCAGCAGUUAGUUCAGAAUAAUAAUGAAGAAUUAGAAUUGAAUAUGCAGAAGAAGAUACUUUUUGAUGUUAUAGUUAAGUAUUACAAUCAGAAGAGAGACUGCCUCCUCACCAACUGUUAUUCUGAUGUUCACUCAGGAAUACUAGAACUGCUGGAGAAUGGGAAGAAGGGGAAAGCUCUGGAGGCAUCACAGCUAUUCCUGCGAUUACUUUUGCCAAAUGUUAGAGAAGAACUACGAAGGCUACUUACUUUUAUGGCAGUUGCAUCCAAACCAGGUGGCUACAGAAUACAAAAACAGUUUGAUAAUAAAUCAGUGGUUAUGAAAACUCUUGCCAAAGCAAUUUUACAACCCAAAUCAUUGUUAAAAAUACAGACUGACCAUUUAAUUAAUUUUCUGCUGGAAAACCACUCUGAACUUUUCAAGACACCUUUGAUUUUGUGGGAAAUGGUCAGUAAGAAAUUUAGGAGCCUAUCGGAUGGAGAAGAUCCAGAUGCCACAACAGGAUUUACAUUUUGCCAACGUUUGCCUGGUAGGGACUACGAAAGGCAAAAGCAGACAACAAUUCAACAUCUCCAGCAGUUGAUUCGAAAUAGUAAUUCCAGCAUUCCUUUAAAACAGAAGAAAAAAUUGCUUAAGGAAUUUCAGAAACAUCAUCCUCCAGCUUUGGCCCUUUAGGAUGAAAAUGUAUUUUCACUUGGGACUUUGUGCAAAAUCAGGAGCAAUUAUCUCUAUAUCCCUGGCUUUAUCCAAAUCGAGGUGCUUUCAAUGAGGAAAAUAUACUGCAAAAUAUAACCUCAGGAGGAAGAACGUAAAAUUUGGAAAAACAUAAACUAUUUUUAAAAGACUGUUCUAAAAAAGACUUGCACUACCAUGCUACCGAUUCAUUCUGCUACUCCAUAAUUAUACUGAGUAAUGCAAUAAAGUGUUAAUUAGGAAAACAGUGCAACUCUGAGUCUUCAAAAGACUAUCUUGUAGAAAUGUUAGACAUAUCUUUUUCCACUCCCAAUUCAUUAUUUCCAAGCUAUUUUUUU